Molecule: messenger RNA, 614 nt
Organism: Gracilinanus agilis (Agile Gracile Mouse Opossum)
Lineage: Eukaryota; Metazoa; Chordata; Mammalia; Didelphimorphia; Didelphidae
Product: acidic repeat-containing protein-like
Exons: 5
Cellular component (GO): nucleus
Source: RefSeq, a predicted model, not a curated record
CCGGCCCUGAGCUGCAGAGGAGGUGGAGGAGCCGAAUUGCUGGAGUCAAGUUUCUCAUAACAGCAAAGAGAAGAAAUCCACCAAGACUCCUUCCAAGGAUAUGCCCAGCUCAGAUCAGGAUUCAGGGACUGCCACACCUGGCUUUUCAGGCACUUCGGGGCUAGUGCCCACCGUGUCAGCUCCCCCAAGCACAAGCACAUCAGCAAGUACCCCAGAUGCUCCGAAAAGCCGUAGAAGAAAAAAACAAACGGUUGUGACAAACAUACUUCAUCGAACAAAACCAGUUCCCCCAUUGGCCAUGUCCUCCAAAACGUGGCUGCAUUCAAUAAAGAAGACAUGCCGGGUGACCGACUGCUUCCUGGCCGAGCUGUCCAAUCCCUCGUCGGACUACGUCAAGUACUUUCAUCUGAAGAAGGAGGAGCUGACUGCCAAGCUAUAUCGCUUAUAUAAUGUCACCAUCUUUAGGGAGCAGUUGCCUGAGGAAAUCAGCAUAACCUGGAACAAGAAGCUUCGUACAACUGCAGGAUACUGUCAUGUUUCAGGCAAGGAAAGUGGUCCACAGUCAUCCCGCGCCAUCAGAAUUGAGCUUUCCGAGAAAGUCUGUGACUCUGCAG